AUGAACACGGUCUACAUUCUACUUGCUGCGGUAACACUUUGUAUGUCCCUGUUUUCGAACAAAAUAUUUUCGUUUUUUCCCACUUCAACUCAACCUGUGAAAACUGCAAUGACAAAACGUCAUACUUCCUUCGAUUUAGUCCAGAAGGACUACAAAACCCCAGUAUUUUUUUUAAGCCAUGGUGGCCCCACUUUCAUGUAUCCUAAAGCAGACUUUGGUGGAGAUACUGGGGCUUUCAACAAAACUAAAUCCAUCGGAAAGUACAUUAGGAAUAUUUUGAAUCCUGACUUUCUCAUUGUCGUCUCGGCCCAUUGGCAGUCCAACUUGAAGGAUACCGUAGAGAUUGCAGUGCCCAACCUUCUUCAGAUGGACAACAAACUUGAUGCAUCGGAAAAUGAGCUGAUACAUGACUUCUACGGGUUCCCCAGUCACAUGUACAAAGAACAAUUCCAUUCCCUGUCCUGUAUGGAUUUGGCUAACACAAUCAAACAGACACUCACAGAAAACGGCAUAAAAGCCAAACUGACCCAAAGAGGCAUUGAUCACGGUGUGUGGGUACCAUUCAAACCCGCUUUCACAGAGCCAAAUGUAGCCGAUUCUGGGAAUCUCGAUGUUCCCUUUCCGUUGGUUCAGGUUUCAUUGGCAGGAUCUGACGACUUUGAUAUACAGUUUAAAUUGGGCCAAGUUUUGGGAAAUUUUAGAGAUAAGAACGGUGUGAUUGUCUGUUCCGGAAUGUCCGUCCAUAACUUGGGUGAUAUUGGGGCCUCCAUGCAAUAUCCCAAACAGGUGGUUCCCUACGCCUUUGGCUUCAAUGAAGUUUUGAGAAACCUGUUCAAGAAGCCAAGCGAACUCCAAAGUUUCAAAACCAUCUUGACCAACGAAGAAUCAAGGAAACUGUACCUCAAGUCUCACCCUUCCGCAGAACAUUUCCUUCCACUGGUUGUGGCCGGCGGAGCUGGAGAGAAGGAGGAGGUGGAAGAGCUGUACAACAAUGAGACAUUUUCCCUGGGAUGGGGUAUUUACAGAUUUGGAGAUGAACCAAAGCUAUAA
Komagataella phaffii GS115 is the source of this 1050-nucleotide messenger RNA. RefSeq lists its product as hypothetical. The transcript has a single exon. Bases 1 to 1050 code for a protein of 349 amino acids. NCBI's taxonomy places the organism in Eukaryota, Fungi, Ascomycota, Pichiomycetes, Pichiales, Pichiaceae. Gene Ontology annotation, molecular function: ferrous iron binding; oxidoreductase activity, acting on single donors with incorporation of molecular oxygen; zinc ion binding. The record is from RefSeq and is a predicted model, not a curated record.